Molecule: messenger RNA, 2457 nt
Organism: Alternaria incomplexa
Lineage: Eukaryota; Fungi; Ascomycota; Dothideomycetes; Pleosporales; Pleosporaceae
Exons: 3
Coding region: 1-2457 (818 amino acids)
Biological process (GO): SNARE complex disassembly; Golgi to plasma membrane protein transport; intra-Golgi vesicle-mediated transport
Cellular component (GO): Golgi stack
Molecular function (GO): ATP binding; ATP hydrolysis activity
Source: RefSeq, a predicted model, not a curated record
AUGUUCAACCGCGAUCGACUUCCAGGCCUUCCUGGUAGCUCCCCUCGGCCACCGCCUCGUAACGACGGUUACGGACGCCCACCUCCGCAACAGCAACCACCACAAGGACCUCCGCGAGGCCAAGACACAAGAAUGGCGGGAUAUGAUGACCGGCCGCAACAACAGCGCAUGCCCGCAAGGGGACCACCAGGGGGCGGUGGAGGCGGCGGGCCUCCACGACAACUGCGGCCCAUCAAGAGCCCAGGAGGCAACGCCUACGCAUUUGGCAACAUCGUCGCAGUUUCCCCUCAAGACUUCCCACCAAACGCCGACGGCUCCGAUAUCUACAUCAUUGUUAACGGGAACUACGCACUCUCCGCACGACCAACACAAGGAUGCAACCCGGGCGAGAUCGGUCUCACUGAUUUCCAGCGAACAUGGGCCGGCAUAUCGCUUGGUCCCCAGGAGGUUGUGAACGCAGCACCAUACGAUCACUUCGCGUACAGCGGCGGAAAGUCAUACUUGGGCGCAGUGGACGUGGAAGUCGGAUUCGCGGGAAGGAAGACCACGGAGACACCUUACGAUCAGGACGAGCUCGCUACCGUCUUCAAGAAGAGUUUCGAGAACCAAAUCCUUUCGCCAGGCCAGCAGCUUGUGAUCGACAUCAAGAACAUACCACUCAAGUUAUCGAUACGAACUGUGACGCUAGCGGAUUUGUCUAUGGAGAAAGAUGAGGCCAACGCGCCUGCGAUUACCGAUCCUCGAGCUCGUGGCAUCCUCACAAGACACACUCAGGUCGACUUCUUCAAGGAUGCCAAGACAGACAUCAAGUUAAAGGCGUCAGCGCGACGGGCAGCGGCAAACUCUAUUAUUCAGCCAGGCUUCAAGUUUGAAGACAUGGGUAUUGGUGGUUUGGAUGCUGAGUUCGGUGCCAUCUUUCGACGAGCUUUCGCCUCCCGUAUCUUCCCUCCGGGUAUUCGGGAGAGGCUGGGUAUCGAUCACGUCCGCGGUAUGCUUCUGUACGGUCCUCCCGGUACUGGUAAAACCUUGAUAGCUCGGCAAAUCGGAAAGAUGCUGAAUGCCAGGGAGCCCAAGGUUAUCAACGGUCCGGAGGUGUUGAACAAGUACGUUGGAGCGUCCGAAGAGAACAUCCGAAAGAUGUUCGCAGACGCAGAGAAAGAACAAAAAGAGAAGGGCGACGAAAGUGGUCUACAUAUCAUCAUCUUCGACGAGCUUGACGCCGUGUGCAAGCAAAGAGGUUCUGGCGCGGGUAGUGGUACUGGCGUAGGCGACAGCGUUGUCAACCAGCUGCUGUCCAAGCUCGAUGGUGUUGACCAGCUACACAACAUCCUCCUCAUCGGUAUGACGAACCGAAUGGACAUGAUCGACGAGGCUCUUCUGCGUCCCGGUCGUCUCGAAGUGCAUCUGGAGAUUUCGCUGCCCGAUGAGUCCGGCCGAGCCCAGAUUCUCAAGAUUCACACAACAAAGAUGCGCAAGAACAACGUCCUUGAGCAAGACGUCAGCGUCGAAGAGCUGGCUAAGCUGACCAAGAACUUCUCUGGAGCUGAGCUCAACGGUCUGGUCAAGGCCGCCACGUCGUACGCAUUUGGCCGGCAUAUUAAGGAUGGCACUACUGUCAAAGCAGACGUGGAAGAUAUCAAGGUCAUGCGACAAGACUUCUUGAGCGCACUCGACGACGUUAAGCCGCUCUUUGGUGUCGCUGAAGAGGAACUCAGCAAGCGAUUCCGUCACGGUAUCAUCCAUUACUCGCCCUUCAUCAGGGAUAUACUGGAGGAUGGUCGUCUAUACAUCAACCAGGUCAGAAAACCGGAAUCGAGUCCGCUCCUCUCAGUUGCGCUCCACGGUCCCCCAGGUUCCGGAAAGACAGCGCUGGCUGCGAAAAUGGCAAUCGACUCAGGUUACCCAUUCAUCAAGCUGAUCUCCGCUGAAGAUAUGAUCGGCUACAGUGAAAUGCAAAAGGUUCAACAGCUGGAUAAAGUUUUCCGAGACGCGUACAAGAGUCCGUUGAGCGUCAUUGUCAUCGACUCGAUCGAGCUCUUACUGGACUGGGUGCCGAUUGGCCCUAGGUUCAGUAACACCGUUUUGGCUGCCCUGAAGGUCCUGCUUGCCAAGGAGCCACCAAAGGAUCGUCGCCUACUCAUCUUCGCGACAACGACCGAACGCUCGGUACUCACGCAGCUCGAUCUCUUCGCCCGAUUCGACGCCGAGAUCGCCGUCCCGAACGUCAACACACAAUCCGAGCUGGCAGCCGUCCUGCGGGAAUCCGGUGCCUUCUCCGAUUCCGACCAACAGCGCGCCAUCAGUGAGAUCCAGGAGAUGACAGGUAACACCGAAAUUGGGGUUGGUAUCAAGAAGAUCCUCACCGGUAUCGAGACGGCGAAACAGGACCAGGAUGUACCUGGCCGCUUCGCUCGCGUCAUGUCUCGUGCUAUUGCUGCGAACCGAGGGUCGAUAUAG